Lolium rigidum is the source of this 5506-nucleotide messenger RNA. RefSeq names its product callose synthase 7-like. Lineage: Eukaryota; Viridiplantae; Streptophyta; Magnoliopsida; Poales; Poaceae. Gene Ontology annotation, molecular function: 1,3-beta-D-glucan synthase activity. Bases 45 to 5279 code for a protein of 1744 amino acids. The transcript is spliced from 42 exons. Gene Ontology annotation, cellular component: plasma membrane; 1,3-beta-D-glucan synthase complex. Gene Ontology annotation, biological process: (1->3)-beta-D-glucan biosynthetic process. The record is from RefSeq and is a predicted model, not a curated record.
CGGAGCCCGGUGAGCGGGUGCCCGACGCCCUUGCCCCCGAGGUCAUGCCAUUCAUCCGCGCCGCCGACGAGGUCGAGCCGUUCAACCCGCGGGUCGCCUUCCUAUGUCGAAAAUAUGCCUACAAGAAAGUUCAAAGAAUGGAUCCAUCAUCUAUCCAACGUGGAGUUCGGCAGUUCAAAACAUACAUGUCACUUAAGCUAGAUCAGGAUGAUACACAAUUUCUUGUCAAUGAUGCAAAGGAGAUUCAACGAUUUUAUAAGCACUACUGUGAUAAUUUAAUCAGAACUUCCCAAAGAACAAACUUUGACGAAUUGGCUAGAUAUUACCAAGUGGCAUCUGCUCUUUAUGAAGUGUUAAAAGAUGUUACAAACAACAAAGUUGAUUCUGAGGUGAUGAAGUGUGCUAAAGUGGUUGAGGAAAAGAGUGGUCAUUUCAGGAGUUACAAGUACAACAUAGUCCCCCUCAAUUUUCCUGGUUCUUCCGAAGCAGUUCUGGAACUCCCGGAGAUAAAAAGUUCUAUUGAUGCAAUACGGAACACAGAUGGUCUUCAAAAGCCGCACAUGUCUUCAAUUCACAGGGAAGGAAAAUCUAUCCGGGAUUUACUUGACUGGCUUUCACUAGCAUUUGGAUUUCAGAACUCGAAUGUGCAAAAUCAGAGAGAAAACAUGAUUUUACUGCUUGCAAAUAUUAGCACAAGGACUUCAGGACAGGAAGGGCUUCCUUUGGUUGACACUGUGAAUGAUUUGGGGGAAAAGAUAUUUGGAAAUUAUGAAUCAUGGUGUAACUAUUUGCAUCUUAGUUCAAGAAUCAUGAUCAAUUAUGAUGGUGCACUAAAGAAGCAGCAGCUAAUGCUUCUCCACAUUGGAUUGUACCUUCUUAUCUGGGGCGAGGCUUCAAAUGUUCGGUUUAUGCCUGAGUGCUUAUGCUACAUAUUCCACCAUAUGGCAAAUCAGUUGAAUGAAAUGGUUGAGGAAAACUAUUUUCAGCCACCACCUGGGUUUGAAGAAGAGGGAUCAUUUCUAAAAGUUGUCAUUGAACCUAUCUACAAGGUUCUGCAGAAAGAAUCACAAAGAAGUAAAGGUGGUACAGCUGGUCACUCAGCUUGGAGAAAUUAUGACGACUUGAACGAACAAUUUUGGUCAGAGAAAUGUUUUAUGAAGCUUGGCUGGCCAUGGGAUCUCAGAGCAGACUUCUUUCAUCAGGCGGGUCGUACAACAAGAAAGCCAAAAACAAAUUUUGUUGAAGUCCGUACGUUUCUGCACCUGUUUAGAAGUUUUAAUCGUAUGUGGGUGUUUUUUAUACUGGCGUUCCAGGCAAUGCUAAUAAUUUCAUGGAGUUCCUCUGGAUCACUUUCUGGAAUUGCUGAUGUAACUGUUUUCAGAAGCGUUUUAAGUGUCUUUAUAACUGCAGCCCUACUCAACUUCAUAAAAGUUAUUCUUCUUAUGUGGUGGAUUCAGCCAAGAUUGUAUGUGGCACGUGGUAUGCAUGAAAACAUAUUGUCCAGUUUUAAGUAUGUCUUCUUUUGGGUUGUGUUGCUCACCUGCAAGCUUGCAUUCAGUUUCUAUGUUGAGAUAUCCCCCAUGAUUGACCCAACAAAGUUUAUUCUUAAUCAAGUAGUCGGGAAUUAUGAAUGGCACGAAGUCUUCCCUUUCUUGCCACACAACCUCGGUGUUGUCAUUACUAUAUGGGCACCAAUUGUUUUGGUGUACUUUAUGGACGCACAAAUAUGGUACGCUAUUUUCUCCACCGUCUUUGGGGGCGUUUCAGGUGCCCUCAGUCAUGUUGGUGAGAUACGUACCCUAGGUAUGUUGAGGGUCAGAUUCAAAUCAAUGCCAGAUGCUUUUAGGAAAUGCCACGUGGCAACACACAAAGAGCAAGCACUUGAUGUGAGGAGCUUCUUUUGUGUUUGGAAUUCAUUCAUCAACUCCUUACGAGAGGAAGACUUCAUUAGUGAUAGAGAGAAGGACAUAUUGAUGGCUCCAUCAUCUUCAAAUAAUUUAUCGGUUGUUCCAUGGCCUCCUUUCCUCCUUGCUAGCAAGGUACCCACAGCUCUCCAUAUGGCCAUGACUUCCAAAGAGGGGGAUGUCCAUGAGCUGAUCGAGAAAAUCAAAUUAGACAAGGACAGAUACAAUGCAGUUAUAGAAUGCUACGAAUCCUUGACAAAAAUAGUUGUUAGUCUUCUGCUAGACUAUAACGAUAAAAAAAUCGUCCAUGAUAUUGGUAAUAUAGUGCAAAAUAGUAUGGAAAAUAACACACUUUUGGAGGACUUUGAAAUGGCAGAGAUCGGCAAAGUCAGCAACACAUUGGCAAAAUUAUUACAACUACUGAAGAGUGAACCUACUGAUGGUUCUACAGAGAGAAAAAUUGUUAAUGCAUUGCAAGAUUUUAUGGAAAUCAUUACACGAGAUUUUAUGAAAGAUGGUCAUGGUAUUUCGAAAGAUGAGAAUGAGAGGAAGCAGAGUUUCACGAAUUUAAAUAUGAAAGUUAUCAAGGAGGCCGUUUGGAGGGAGCAGGUUGUCCGGCUGCAUUUAUUGUUAACUAUGAAUGAUUCUGCAAUGGACGUCCCUACAAAUUUGGAUGCUCGCCGAAGGAUCACCUUCUUUGCAAACUCACUUUUUAUGAAAAUGCCGAGAGCACCCCAAGUGCACGAUAUGAUAUCCUUUAGUGUGUUGACUCCAUAUUAUAAUGAGGAAGUACUAUAUUCAUCCCAUGAACUAAACAGAAAGAAUGAAGAUGGUAUCUCAAUUUUGUUUUAUCUACAAAAGAUUUAUCCAGAUGAAUGGAAGAACUUUCUAGAGCGCAUUGGAGUUGAUUCAGAUAAUGAAGAGGAAGUAACAGGAUGCAUGGAUGAUAUCCGUAUAUGGGCGUCUUUCCGUGGUCAAACACUUGCCAGAACUGUGAGAGGAAUGAUGUACUAUAGACAAGCUCUUGAGCUUCAAUGCUAUGAAGAUAUGAAAAAUAAUCAAGAUUUGGGUGGAGACAAAUUUGCAAGGUCCAAGGCUGUUGCUGAUAUCAAAUUCACUUAUGUUGUUGCCUGUCAACUCUAUGGCAUGCACAAGGCAUCCAAGGAUUCCAGAGAAAGGGGUCUCUACGAGAACAUCUUAAAUCUGAUGCUAACGUAUCCUGCUUUGCGGAUUGCUUACAUUGAUGAGAAGGAAGAGCCAUUACCAAAUGGUAAACUAGAGAAACAUUAUUACUCCGUUCUUGUGAAAGGUGACGAUGAGGAAAUUUACCGGAUAAAGCUGCCCGGUAAACCAACAGAAGUCGGAGAGGGGAAGCCUAAUAAUCAAAAUCAUGCCAUAAUCUUCACUAGAGGAGAGGCACUUCAAGCAAUUGACAUGAACCAGGAUAACUAUCUUGAAGAAGCAUUUAAAAUGAGAAAUCUGUUGGAAGAGUUCCUUAUUAAACAUGGAAAGUCUAAACCAACAAUAUUGGGUGUUCGCGAGCAUAUUUUUACAGGAAGUGUUUCAUCACUUGCCUGGUUUAUGUCGAACCAAGAGACCAGCUUUGUUACUAUUGGACAACGUGUUCUUGCAAAUCCUCUCAAGGUACGAUUCCACUAUGGUCACCCUGACGUUUUUGAUAGAAUCUUUCACAUCACGAGGGGUGGCAUAAGCAAGGCCUCAAAGGUUAUUAACCUUAGUGAGGACAUCUUUGCAGGGUUCAAUUCAACCCUACGGCGAGGAAAUGUUACCCAUCAUGAAUACAUACAGUUGGGUAAAGGACGCGAUGUUGGAAUGAACCAAAUAUCCAACUUUGAGGCCAAGGUGGCAAAUGGAAAUGGUGAGCAAACACUAUGUCGUGAUGUUUAUCGCCUAGGACACAGAUUCGAUUUCUACAGGAUGUUGUCUAUGUACUUCACCACGGUUGGCUUCUACUUCAAUAGCAUGGUGGCCGUUCUUACAGUGUAUGUAUUUCUAUAUGGGAGGUUAUAUCUGGUUUUGAGUGGCUUAGAAAAGUCCAUUCUCCAAGAUUCACGGAUUAAAAACAUCAAGCCCUUUGAAAAUGCACUUGCCACUCAAUCUGUAUUCCAACUUGGGACGUUGCUCAUCCUCCCGAUGAUAAUGGAGGUUGGCUUGGAGAAAGGGUUCGGUAAAGCCUUGGCUGAGUUUGUAAUGAUGCAACUUCAGUUAGCUCCUAUGUUUUUCACUUUUCAUCUUGGAACAAAGACUCACUACUAUGGAAGGACUAUACUUCAUGGUGGUGCGAAAUACAGAGGUACAGGACGGGGGUUUGUUGUACGGCAUGCAAAGUUUGCUGAGAAUUACAGAAUGUAUUCACGGAGCCACUUUGUGAAAGCAUUGGAGCUGCUCAUUCUCUUGGUCGUUUAUCUAGCAUACGGGAGUUCUUACAGGAGCUCAAGUUUGUAUGUAUACGUCACAAUUUCGAUGUGGUUCCUUGUUUUCUGCUGGUUGUUUGCACCUUUUGUCUUCAACCCAUCAUGCUUUGAGUGGCACAAGACUGUUGAUGACUGGACGGAUUGGUGGAAGUGGAUGAACAAUAGAGGUGGUAUUGGCCUGGCACCUGAGCAAAGUUGGGAGGCUUGGUGGGUGAGUGAACAUGAGCACCUGAAGAGUGGAACAAUACGUAGCUUGCUCUUGGAGCUCAUCCUAUCGCUCCGCCUCCUCAUCUACCAAUAUGGUAUUGUAUACCACUUGCACAUAGUGCAUGAGAACAAAAGCUUCAUGAUAUACGCACUAUCAUGGCUGGUUAUUGCUAUCGCGCUUGUUUCAUUAAAGGUUGUUUCAUUAGGGAGAGAGAAGUUUGUAACGAAGUUUCAACUUGUAUUCCGUAUACUCAAGGGCAUUGUCUUCAUUAUCCUUAUCAGUCUGAUGGUCCUCUUAUUUGUUGGUUUUGAUCUCGCUGUGUCAGACGUUGGUGCCAGUAUCUUGGCCUUCAUCCCAACUGGCUGGUUUAUUCUUUUGAUUGCGCAACUUUGUGGACCACUGUUUCAGAGGUUAGUCAUCGAGCCACUUCGCGUGCUGUGUUGCUCCUGCUGCCCUGGUGGUGCAUGCAGAGGGCCUUGCUGCGCCAAGUUCAGGCAGAGGAGCGGGGCUGUGCUCCAUAAGAUAGGGCCAUGGGACUCCAUACGAGAGAUGGCAAGGAUGUACGAGUACACCAUGGGGAUCCUCAUCUUCCUGCCCAUUGCUGUCCUCUCGUGGUUCCCCUUCAUGUCAGAGUUCCAGACACGUCUGCUCUUCAACCAAGCCUUCAGCCGAGGUCUGCAGAUAUCGAGAAUCCUCGUUGGGCAGGAUGGGAGGGGUGCAAAGCGGGAAUGAUAUGUUGCUGGCCAGCUGUAGGUUUCAGUUUAACCUGUAUUUAUCGCAAAAGUUCAUGACGUGCAGUUUGUAAAGUGAGAUCGCAGUGGUUGUGACCACUUCCAUUUAUAUUGGCAUUGGAUUUGGAAUGGGCAUUGUUGGGGUGGGAUAAGAACUGCCUACAUGUUUGAAUUUUGGUUACACCUUCUGUUGUAGCCGAGGAUUAAUCAUGUGCAACUUCGCAUUUA